AUGGCCAGAACGAAACAAACUGCUCGCAAAUCCACCGGAGGCAAGGCUCCGAGGAAGCAGCUCGCCACCAAGGCUGCGCGUAAAAGCGCACCUGCGACUGGUGGCGUGAAGAAGCCUCAUCGUUACAGGCCUGGCACCGUGGCCCUGAGAGAGAUCCGUCGUUACCAGAAAUCCACUGAGCUGCUGAUCCGCAAGCUGCCCUUCCAGCGUCUGGUUAGAGAAAUCGCUCAAGAUUUCAAGACCGAUCUGCGUUUCCAGAGCUCUGCUGUCAUGGCUCUUCAGGAGGCUAGCGAGGCUUACCUCGUCGGUCUGUUCGAGGACACUAACUUGUGUGCCAUUCACGCUAAGAGAGUUACUAUUAUGCCCAAGGACAUCCAGCUGGCUCGUCGUAUCCGUGGGGAGCGUGCUUAA
This is a messenger RNA of Alosa sapidissima (American shad), 411 nucleotides long. Its product is annotated as histone H3. The transcript has a single exon. The record is from RefSeq and is a predicted model, not a curated record. Lineage: Eukaryota; Metazoa; Chordata; Actinopteri; Clupeiformes; Clupeidae. Gene Ontology annotation, molecular function: DNA binding; protein heterodimerization activity; structural constituent of chromatin. Gene Ontology annotation, cellular component: nucleosome. Bases 1 to 411 code for a protein of 136 amino acids.